Messenger RNA from Contarinia nasturtii (swede midge), 965 nucleotides. RefSeq lists its product as uncharacterized. The record is from RefSeq and is a predicted model, not a curated record. The coding region runs from base 184 to 720 and encodes 178 amino acids. Gene Ontology annotation, molecular function: RNA binding. The transcript is spliced from 4 exons. NCBI's taxonomy places the organism in Eukaryota, Metazoa, Arthropoda, Insecta, Diptera, Cecidomyiidae.
CAUCGAUUGAAUGGCCACCAUCUUUGUUUAUUAGGAGCGACCAUUUUCAGUGUGGAUUCGUCGUAGAUACUAUUCGUUUUCAUUUCAACAAAGCGAAACGAAAUAUUUUACAUAAAAAUCAUACAUAAAACAUCCAUACAAAAUCAAUUUGUUGCAUUUGAACUAAAAAGCGAACAUUAAACAAUGUCUGAAGCCUGGCAAAAUACAGACGGUCAGCAAGUGAACCGUGGCUACAAUGGUGGCAAUCCAACAUUCGGAAGCCGCAAUUUUAACAACAGCAACUUCAACAGAGGACCACGCCGUGACAAUGCCAUGAACGGAGGUGGCUACCAAGGACAACGUCCAAGCUACGCCAAUGGAAAUGGGUAUGGUAGCCAGCAACAACGUAGUUUCGGGCAGAAUGGUGCCGGGCGACAACAAUUCUAUGGUGGUGAGCGCCAACCGAGAAUGAAUUUUAACAACGGUGCUGCACCAAGAGCCUAUAACAACUUCGAUCCAAAUAGUGCAUCGAGUAAAAUGGACAUUGAUUCGAAGAAAGUCGGUAUGGUCAUUGGCCGUGGUGGAGGUAAAAUCCGUGAAAUUCAAGACAAUUUCAACGUGCAUGUCAAGAUUGAUCGUGAUCCAGGAUUGAAUGGAUUGACUGGCGUUACGAUUCGCGGGGAAGAAGGAUCAAUUGAACAGGCCAAACAGUUCAUACAAGAACUCAUAGCCGUCAAGUAGUUGGACAAUUGAAUGAGAAUAAAGGGAGAGAUAAUGAUUUACUCGACAUUUCAUUACUAACACACACUUUUGACGUUUAAUAUUAUAUUCAUUUUUUCGCUAUUUUAUGUCAUACAAAUUAUUGAGAAAAAAACAAAAACAACAAACACAUUAAUCGAUAUUUGCAAGUAAAGGGAAAUAGAAUGUAGCACCGGAGCAUGAAUUUUGAAUAGUAUGAUCGGUAAACAAAAAAAAAAACAAAAAAA